Acanthochromis polyacanthus (spiny chromis) is the source of this 1635-nucleotide messenger RNA. Its product is annotated as regulator of telomere elongation helicase 1-like. The record is from RefSeq and is a predicted model, not a curated record. The transcript is spliced from 9 exons. The coding region runs from base 248 to 1213 and encodes 321 amino acids. Gene Ontology annotation, biological process: telomeric loop disassembly; negative regulation of t-circle formation; regulation of double-strand break repair via homologous recombination. Gene Ontology annotation, cellular component: nucleus. Gene Ontology annotation, molecular function: DNA binding; DNA polymerase binding; hydrolase activity, acting on acid anhydrides, in phosphorus-containing anhydrides. Lineage: Eukaryota; Metazoa; Chordata; Actinopteri; Pomacentridae.
CACAGUGCGCAUGUGCGGUGGAGUGAAAGCAGACAGCUGGCGCGAAGCAGUGGGGUCUUGCUCUGCGUGGACAACUUCCCACAACAAUUAAAGGAGACAAUGUUAGCUGAGACUUUCACCGGCAGGCACCCGGUUGUAGGUUUCUAAAAAGUGAGAGUCGGUCCAAAGUUUAAAGGGCGUUCCGGGAGUACGGCAGUUUGAACUUCAGCAACGUUACUUGAUGCUACUGCUCCCUUAAGCUAACACCAUGACUUCAUUGACUCUGAGUGGAGUGACGGUGAAUUUCCCCUUCCCUCCGUAUGACUGUCAGAAGGAAUACAUGAAGAAAGUGAUUGAAUGUCUUCAGAAUAAAGUAAAUGGGGUUCUGGAGAGUCCAACAGGAACGGGUAAAACCCUGUGCCUGCUUUGUGCCACUCUUGCCUGGAGGGACCGCUUCAAGGACAGCAUCUCUGCCAGAAAGAUAGCACAGAGACUGGGUGGAGAGGAGAUGUUCCCAAACACACCGCUGUCCUCCUGGGGUACAGCUGCUACGAACGGUGACAAACCAACCUACUACACUGAUGUUCCCAAGAUUAUAUACGCAUCUCGGACACACUCGCAGCUCGCGCAGGUUAUCAAUGAGUUAAAGAGCAGCUCAUACAGGCCAAAAGUGUGUGUGCUGGGAUCCAGAGAGCAGCUGUGUAUCAACCCAGACGUCAUGAGGCAGGAAAGCAACCAUGUGAAGGUAGUGUUCUGUGGUGAACCAUCAGAAAAAGAAAGAGAACAGCAGAUGCAAUCCAACACAACUCAUUUUAAGGUUCACAUCCAUCGAGACACCAGCUAUCACACCAAAAAGCAGAGCAGUGAUGUAUGGGCUCCAUCUUCAUCAAAAAAACAAGGGAACAUCCUUAGUUACUGGUGCUUCUCUCCUGGAUUCAGCAUGCAGGAUCUCGUGAAUCAAGGCGUUCGCUGCAUCAUCCUGACCAGUGGUACCCUCUCUCCCCUGUCCUCAUUCACCUCUGAGAUGAGGAUAGAAUUCCCAGUGUCUCUGGAGAAUAGCCACGUGAUCGAGCGGGACCAGAUCUUUGUUAGCAUCAUUGAUCGAGGCCCUGAUGGAGUGCACUUAAGUUCAGCAUUUGAUCGGAGGUUUGUUCCUGAAAACAUGGCAUCCUUAGGCAACACUGUUGGUAAGUUUAUAUGCAGAAUAGUCAGAAUUGUCUUGUCUCAAACCUGAAGCACUUUGCUGUCUCCUUUUCAGAGCAAGAUUGUGUAAGAUGGGCUCUGUUCAUGGUGUAAUUUCAGGAGGGCGGCCACUGUGGCUCUGAUUAGUGGUACUAUCGCUUGUUCUGUUCCUCUUGAAUGUUGCUGCAACACUGUUUUGACUGAUUUUUAGUUGGUUACAGAUUUUUCCUGUGUCUCUUUGAAGAUCCAUCCAUCCUCUAUAUACCGCUUUAUCCUCAUUAGGGUCGCGGGGGGUGCUGGAGCCUAUCCCAGCUGACUUGAGCGAAGGCAGGGGACACCCUGGACAGGUCGCCGAUCUGUCACAGGGCUACAUAUACAGACAGACAAGCACACUCACAAUCACACCUACGGGCAAUUUAGAGUCAUCAAUUAACCAAUUGGACUGUGGGAGGAAGCCGGAGUACCCGGAGAAAA